GGCCCAUUUGGUUUAUGCUUAAGCGAACUUAGUCUUACAGAGACCUACCAAAGCCUAUAUAGCAUUGCAUGUGGAUAAGAAAAAGGAGAAAGAAAGAAGGAUAUCCUCUCAUCUUUCAAAAGCUAAGCCCACUUCCUAGUAAGUGGUGUUCACAUGUCAUGAGUAGGUCAGAGAAACUUCCCAUAGCAGUAAAUGUUCGUGGAAUACAUGCUACCUCUCAACAUUCAUUCAUACUCACAAUUUUGAACCUGUUAAUUAAAAGGCCAAUGAGCAUUAUUAGAAAUACAUGCCGUGAAAUGUAUCUAUUUAAUGUUCACCUUUUACAAAGUCUUUAAGAUUGUUGCGUUUGUCUGAACAAUAAUUCUUGGUAUAGUCUUGAAAUGUUUGAAGUCUUGUUUGGAGUACCGAUGUAUGUUAUUGGGAGUUCUGAUGUUUUUAAGCAUAUCGUAAAUUGGAGCAUGGGAUUUUAAUAUCUAUUCAUUUAUUUUAAUUUUUCAAGUUUCACCAUUGCAUACCUUGAAUCACUAUUUCGUUUCUGUCAUUCGGGAGACAUCUCUUUUCACUACUUAAAAGUUUGAUAGAAAUCGCAUCACAGCUACAUUUUUUUAAAUACAAGUUUUUAAUUGUGCUUUGGGUUGUCACAACCUGUGUUAUAAGAUCUUUAUAUAGGCUACUGUCCUCAGACCUUGUUCUGAGAACAUGUUUAUUUAAAAGACAUGACCUAAAUCUUUGAAACUAAUGAAUGCUGAUGCUGUGUUGAUGACAUACAGACAAUAAAAGCAGUUGUGAGAGUGAACUUGUUUUCAAGCAAGAUAUUUUACCAGCGUGGUAUACCUUCUGCAAUGAUAAGAAAGUUCUUUAACACUCCAAGCCAUGUUUGUUUACUCUUGAAGUGACUUCCGUUGCAUAUCUUGAGCUGUGCCAUGUCUUCCUUUAGUUGUGAUAGAUCCAAUUGCAUUUCAGUUAUGCUUAAUUUUGAUAUCAAUCACGUCCCAGGAUGUGAUGCAUUGUGAUCAACUGUCAAUUUUUGAUUGAUUUUGAUUAGUCAUCACAGAAAAUAAAGCCUAAAAUGAACCCUUCAAGAAAAUGGGCUGCAAGAAGAUAAGUUACAAUGCACAGAUGAUGAAGCUUUAAUUCUAUCUUCUCUUUGCCCCCUCCCCUUUUCUCUCCUCCAUCUUCAUCCCAUGCAGGCAGUCCCCCUUCUCUAACCCGCCCCACCCUGUGUCCCUCGGCCUGGGAAUCCCCUCUCCACCAGGCCGCUAGACAAGGGGACACGGCAACGCUCUGUAGGCUUAUAGAGGAGCAACACGAUAGGACUUCACCAGAGAAAGAUGGCUCUACCCUCAUUCAUGCCGCUGCUUAUGGCGGUCAAGUAGAUAGUAUAGAUUUAUUAGUAACCUUAGGAGAAGACCCCGAUACAGCUCAGUCAGAAGGACUCACACCCCUACAUGUGGCAUCUGGAGAGGGGCAUGAAGGAUGUGUGAGGUUUCUGUCUGAGCAUGGAUGUAACCCCCUGUCCCGUGAUUCACAAGGAUGGCAACCAAUACACUGGGCCGCUGCUAGUGGACACGCCUCGUGUGUCAGAACCCUACUGGAUAAUGGCUCCAAACGUGACUGCAUUACAAAUAUUGGCUGGACCCCCUUCCACGCAUCUGCUCGUUAUGGUCAGAUGGGUAGCUUACAUGCCUUGCUCUACCACACACCAACCAGUGAACAACCUGACCUUCAGAUGCUUUCACAGAUCAACCAAGAGACGGCACCCCAGCCUGUCUCACCGGACUUACUCAACAUGAUGGACCAUGAUGGAUGGACUCUGGCUCACAUUCUAGCCUCGACUGGACAGAAGGAGAUGCUUGUCGCCCUUCAUCAGUACGGUGGUGUUCAUCUCGCUGUACCUGACAGGAGAGGGCGUACUCCGUGCGAUGUUGCUUCCGACUCCUGCAAAGAAUUCCUAAGCAGCAUCACUGAAGGCAAGACUGUCCGAGUGAUAGUGGACGUUAGCCAGAGUUCGAUGCCUUCCAACGACCUUUCACCCCACCUCCUCGGCCAGAAGGACGAAGCCUCUCAGUUUGUAAUUGGUCAGUUGUCUGUCCUAUCAGGAAUGACAUGGUCAGCGUUUGACCUGGCCAUCGGCUCGGUCCUGGCUAACAGCUGCAAGAUGCCUGAGAGUGACAAUGAACUACCAAGUCCUAAUAGUGAUCAAUCUCCGACAAACGAGAACUCACCUGAAAACAUUGAUAUUGGAUUAGGAGUCAACAGCAUUCAUAGCUAUGUAGCAGGAAACUUGCAUUGGUCAGUUGGAGAGACUCCUUCCAUGCAACCACAUGAAAUCUUCAAUUUGACCUCUGAUAUUGUCAUCAAGCUCCAUGGCAACCAAAACGGCCGCUUGGAUCAGCUAGCCUUUGAAACCUUCCUGCCACUACAGAUGAUCCAGACCUAUGUUAGAAUUAUUAAGCAAUAUAAAAGUGUUCUGUUGUAUGGAUCACCCGGUUCUGGCAAGUCAAGACUAGCUGUUAAACUGGCUCAAUUCAUUCAGGCAAAGAACAAGAAUGAUAGAGUGGAGUCUGACAUGACCUAUGCCUCGUUAAAUUCAUCAUCUACUCACAAAGACCUGUGCAAGUUGCUCCUUAGCAAAGGAUUUCUUGUCCAGGCUAUGUCAGGCAAGCCUAACCCAUCCCACAACAAAUCAGUGCACAUCCUGGUUCUUGAUGGGUUGGAUAAAGUGGGCGUGGCAGGUCUGUUUGCCGACCUCUUACCGCUGAUAGAGAACAGAUCGAAUCAGAAGACCGUCCGGCUACAAGCCUUGUCUGGCACUGCCUUGUUUACAUUGCAUGAGAACUCCAUCAUCAUUGGUACCGUGGACGGAGUGGGACCUGGCACGGAUCUAACAGUCCAGCAGCACUUCCGUUGGAUCCGGGUAGAUUGGGACCAGGAACCAUUCCGUAGCAUCCUUCCUCGGUAUCUCUUCAGGCGUCUGAUCCAUGAGAAGGAUGGCUGGAUACCCACCUCUCCUUCUGAUGAUACCUUGAGAGUAUUGACAUGGGUGUGUGGUAUCUGGAAACGACUCAACGACGCUCUGGCUAGACUCUCCAUGCCCGAGUUCAGUACCGGCCCCAAACAGUUCUUCACUUGCUGCAUCAACGGCGAUGCUCCAAUGUCCAUAUUGAAAUGGUUAUGUCUUCUAUGGAACUGCAGUCUAGCACCUCACAUCGAAGACACCUUCCACCACAAUGGACCUACGGCAUCAUCUGCUCAUAUGCAGCAACAGAACAUGGCUGCGAGCACUGCCCUCUAUGUCCUGCUUCAUAAAGCUUUCUUACCAGGAUGCCCACUGAGUGAUGAAGAGGCAGACGAGUAUUUCUCUGGAUUCCGAGGCAUCAGUGCCCCUACCAUGGACGUUGUGGUUGAGAAGUCUAGCAGUGGUGCUAAGAAGCCCAGGAGGAGUAAGAGUUUGGAUCGUAGCAAGACCAGCAACAAGGCUGCAGCUCUGGCAAGGAACCAGGCUCAUAUGGACCUCAUAAGCGCAGAUUCUCAGAGGAAUGGUCGAUCUAUGAUUCCACGUCGUGUGAACCCUAAACCUCUCAAGACUGUUACUAAGCAGAACUCACUACCUAUCAGUUCAACAAGUAAACUAUCGGAGAGUCCUGUCAUAACACACCAAAGAAGUCAAAGCAUCCCAUCAUCACCAACCGAUGACCCGAACCUCCUGGAAUCACUCCUCAGUAACCAUGCCAACCCUUCACUCUCAGAGAUAGAACAACUCAUCGAGCUUCAGAAGACUCUCUUUGGCAACGGAGGAGGGGACGGGGAAGACAAAGUAAAAAAUAAGGGAAUGAAAUUGAGCAAGCAGACGACCGGUGCGGGGCAAGUGGGCGUGGUCGGAGGACAGAGGUUUCUACGGAGGGCCAGCGACGGAGCGCCGGUGUCGCCUGGACUGGCGAGAACAAGGACUAAAGAUGAGGAUGGCGUGUGGAGUGUUUGGGAAGAGACUGUCUGAAGGGAUUCAGUCUGUCUAUCUUACCUUCAUUUACCAGCUUCUGCUCCAAUAUCAAUUGUGACUACUGUGAUGAUACAUGGUCAUGACAUCACUGAUUCAACUUGAGUCCAAUGAUGUCAUGAAAUGAUGGCGAAUAUACAAUCAAGAGCACCAUCUCAUGACAACAGUGUUUCGUCAAUAUUGGUCAGUGCUUUAUGAGGAAACAUGGGGAAAAAUAUCCGAGAAGAAAAGGAAAGAUGGAAAUCUCAGCGAAACAUUUUUGCCAGACCUUGGAAAUUUGGCUUGUUUCGGUUUAAACCUUUCAGCUGAAUCAAGGAAUAACAGUUAGAGUGACCAAAAUGAAUAAAUGAUAUUUGCGGGACUUUAAUCAGUGGCUGUGGUUCACGUAUUGCCAUGCUCUACGAUUUUGAUCUUACCACCAGUUGAGAAAUUAGCAUGUUAUGACCUGCCAAUGAGGGAUAGAUUUUAAAUCCCCUUGAUUUACCAUUGUCACCUGUGGGAUUGCUGACUUGAGGUACGCUUCCAUCAUGAAAACUACUUUAUUUUAAAAAUCCAGCCAGAAACGCCAUGAUUUUAUAGAUAACAGAAACUUCCAUCCUUGAAUAUAUGCAUUUUUAUGAUGGAGUAUUAAAUUUCUUCCUGCCAGAAAAUCUUCAGAAGAAUAUCGGUAAAUAUGCAAAUUGGAGCUAACCCACCAGCACGAAUGAUCAAUGAUCGGUAAAAAUGAAUCGUUAAAUUGGAGAAUUACUGAAAACGUAGCAGAUUUGUCCUAUCUAUGUGAAUACAUCUAUUAUCAUGCUGCUAUGUGUCACUCACGUCACAUAGUACUGCAAUUUAGAAAAAAAAAAAUUAAGUUCUUUAUUUCAAUCAGAAAGCAUGAGAAUGAGAAUAAUUUUAGGAUCUCAACUUUCUUGGUGAUAUUCUGAUAAAAAACCAGGAUCAACUCCAGACGAAACAUGAAUUGUAAUCCACACUUGUAUGAAAUUAUAGUUUUUGGCCCUAUUUGAACUUGUUAUGAUAACAAAUGUGCAAUAACGGGAUAAAGCUACUGAAAUCAUUCAAUUUCAUAGGCUGAUAUUAGAAACUGAAUUUGUUAUUAUAACAAGUCUGUAUGAAAUGGGCCCUUGAUCUUACUUUUUUCAUAGUCAAGACGUAGAUAACGCACCAAAAUUUGCAAUUAAAAAACAAACUUGCCAUCAAUUGCAAAAAUUUUGCAAUCAAUUACAAGAAACUUGCGAUUAAUUGCAAAAAACUUACAAUCAAUUGCAAGUAUACUUUGGGCCCGACAUCAGUCAUAUAUCUUGAAAUUAAUUGCAAAUUCGCGAUUACUUGCUUAUCUGCUCUUUGAAACAAGAAAUGUAGUCUGAUUUGCUAGAGCUAAAAUUGAUCACUUGUAAAAUUGCAACAGAAUAUUUGCAAAUGAUUGCAAAUAUGUUCUUGCAACAUCCCCUAAGUUAGACAAUGGAACCAUUGCUGUUACAAUACCACUCACUGUCCCGUAUUCUGAACUCUUGUGUGACUUGUACCAUGGCCUGGAUUUGUUGAUUAACUACUGAAGUUGAUAUUUAACUAUGGAUAAAUACUAUAGCUUUCUUCCUCAUUAAAACAUGGAAAACAUCUCAGUAACCUCACAAUAAGUACACAGUCUAACAAAUGAUUGACACUUGUUGCUUGCCAGACUUUUCCCCCAGACUUUUCGACCAUGGUUUAAUGGGGAGUUCAGAAUAGCCUCGGUGUUUAUUCUUUCUCCGACUAAUUUUUGACGUGCAUCUGCUGUCCAGAAGAAAACCGCUAUCAUCAUUUCUUCAUAAGUACUUAAUAAAAUAAAAUGAAAUGACUUAAAUCACUGCUCUGUGUACAAAAAAAAAAUGUGAUCAGUUCUUGCUUAUCUCCACACCCAUGUUUAAGCUGUUAUCUUUGCAAUGGUAUUGCUUUCCUGAAUAUUUAAUUAGCGAAAUUUUGCCAUUGACAAAAUAACACCUAAGGGUAAUUCCAGAAAAUAUACGUCCAGCUCCCCUAUUUUUGCGAUCUUCCUGAAUUGAUUUGUUUCUCCUUUCUACUUCACAUGAAAAAAUGUUGUCAUGUCGGUGCAAGAACACCCUUAACACCACACUUUUGCCCAUCACAUGCGCGCAAAAAUGCCCUUAGCCGUGCGCAUAAGUGCAUGGUGUAAGGGUAUCUUUGCGCACAAGGGGUGCGGGAAAAUGUUUUCCUAACGGCGUUCUUGCACCGACACACGUGGAGUUCUGAAAUUAUAACAGCUGGAGAAGUUCAGAAAUAAAGUAAGAAGGGAGAAAAUCAGUUAGAUGUACAAAAAGGUUGACUAUGAGGAAGCUUGUAUUCAUGAAUUAGACUUUAAAAAAACUUAGUGAAAGUAUUCACCUCCAUAUGAUCUAGUUAGGGUAGACCAGGAGAGUGUAGAUUCAUUGCCCUUUAAUUGCCAAGUAUGUGUGUCCUAGGAGGUAUGUCACAAAUACUUAGAUUUAUUUAGAAAGUUGGGCUCAUGGUGGCGAGCCAUUUUAAAAGACACAGUAUACCGGAACUCAUGACAUCACAUAUUAAAUUUGUUUUAUUUCUGUGUGUGCAUUUCAGCAUUUUUAAUACUAUAUCUCAAUGGAGCAAGAUGCAAAGAGUCAUGGAACAGACCAAUCUACACCUAUUUCUGUAGAGUACAUUAUUUGACCAUGCAUUGGGCCACCAUGGACCAAUUCGUGUCAAAUGUAAUGUGUGGAAGUCAUGUCAUCAUGCUCCCCCCAUAAAAAAAUAUGAUCAAUGACACAAAAAUACUUAAAUGCACAAAACAAUAAGUUCGUGAUUUUACUCUAUAGUGCUCUUAAUAUCCCUGGCUUUGGUCACUCAAGCUGAGUGCAAAUAUGGUCACAAAUUGAUAGUAUUUUCUUUGUUAUAAGUCAUUGGCUGAAAAUAACAAAUUUACAUACCCAUACAAAAAUGGUGAGAUUAUUAAAGUCCUUGAUGAAAAGAACAAAAUGUAGAGAAAAAAAGGUAAUCAGGAAUAUCAGCUGUAUAGUUGUCAUCGCAUUUACUCAAGAGAGUGCCUUUAUGCAUCCAGAUAAAUAAAGUUCUUACUGUUUUAUGCCACCGAUUAUUUGGAAAGUGUGCCUAUUAUAUGUUCUUAUGGUGUAUCAAGCAUCUGAGUUAUUUGUGCUAGAACCCUUGAUGAUAUAGAUUAGCCCAUUAGGAUCUAGAAUUGGUCCAAUAUCUAGAAAUCUGUUUCUUAAAAAUAAAGCAGUAGAUGCCGCUGACUGUUCAUUAGUUGAUGACAUGACAAUAGAAUUGUACUAUGUAAGUUAGUAUUAUACAAAUUAUUUGUGAAUGAUAUUAUACAUUCUAAGAUAAGACAAAGCAUUUUAUUUAUACUUGUAUGAAAUAUUGAUCAAUUAAAAGGCUGUAUUUUCCUCCUUUUUAUAUCAUAUUUUAAGAUAUAUAUGACAUAAUGAAUGAGAUAUUUUUAGCCAUCUUUCUCUGGUGAUUAGUGUAAAUAGAAUCUCGUGUGAAAAUCAGAAAAGCAUUUUAAUUUAUAAAAGACAAACCAAGGUGUGAAAAAAUGUCAUGUAAAGAAAAAGAAAUGUGUAAUGUAUAUUGUGUACAGGCAACCAAUUUUCAACAUGUAAAUAGUACAUAAAUGUUUUAAAGCAUGUGAUCGAGGCACUGGGUUUUUUUCUGUCUUUUUCUGAAAGAGGUCUUAAUUCAUGAGAUUGGUUAGUCAUUUUACCAUUUUAUGAACAAAAUAUUUUUUUAAUCCUGUAUUUUACAUAUACAUGUAAUGGGAUGAUGAUGAAAAAAAGUAUAACAGAUGAAUUUUUAGUCCCAUGAUUUUGAGAUAUAUCUGUGAAUGAUUUUGAGCUCCUGUAUGCAAUCAUUAUUUUAACCUUUUGUUAUUGUCUUUUAUUCUCAUACAUAAUGAUCAUUUCUUCUUUUUUUCCGGAAUGUGUAAUAUGAAAGUUUCCUACCAGUGAAGUUAGCUACAAUUUGAUUUUACUUAUUUCAUUCAUUCUUCAACGAUUUUGUUAUGGAAUUAUGAAAUGUCAUUUACUUUUGUUAUGCCAGUGUACAUGUAUUAUGCUAUCAAAUUUGACAUUUUAAAUUUCAUACAAAAUGUAUUCAUUUAUUGUGAUAGAAGUUUUUGGUUCAUUUGUCCUUUUCUAUAAUCAGUGUGGAUGAUAUUCAGCCGACGCUGUUCCUCAUGAUAAUGAAAAUGAAAUGAUUGUAAAUUCAUUCAAAGUAUGUGAUGAGCUGAAUAACCAUUAUUAUGAUGUAUUCAAUUGGAUAGUUUUUUUUUUAAUCCUUAUAUAUGUUUUACUUAGGAUAUGACUAAUCCUGUUUCUUCAUUUUAAAGCUUUACAUCAUUGUUAAGAGAUUUUGGAAAUGCAAAACAUCAGCAUAUUUGUAUAGAUGAUAAAAAGUGAUACGCAUUGCUAAAAAAAGAUGAGAUGAUUAUGAAAUAUUAGCUGUUGUUGCUCUAGCAUUCACAGUGUUCGUCUUUGUCGUCACUACGGCGGGUGGUACUAGAGCCUGUGUUAUAAAACUUGAUACAAUUACAAAUUUGCAUUAACAGUUUAAAGCUACUGAAAUCCUGCAAUUUGAUUGGCUGAUGCUAAACUUGUUAUAGAAACUGGUCAGAACCUUCCACCUCUCAAAAUUUCGGAUUGACACUUAAUGCAAAUCAAACCUGAACGCCAAUCUUUAUGCCGGGAAAACCAAUUAGUUUUUGUCUCCCUGAACCCAUAAUGGCAAGGUAUCAGGCAAUAGAUUUCCACUACGAAAUGUCCCUGAUUUUCAUAAAGAUCAUAAACUAAUCACAGUUUCUUUAAUGAAGUUGCUCAAGUGGCAGUUGGUUAAAAAUCAUACUUUAUAUAAAAGACCAAGAAUAGACAGACAUCUCCUUUUCAUUUGACCCAUAAUUAGAAUGUGCAUCAAAAACAAGCAGUUUCAUUCCCAUCAACAUGUUCUUGGCUGGCACUCUGUAUUGUGUAAAUGAAAUUAAAAAUGAUUAUUGCAGAAGAGAUUCAAUUAAUCAUUAUACUUUCAAUUGUAUGUACAAGUCUUGUACAUAUAGUGAUUGGAAGACUUAUUUCUAUUCCAAAAUCUUGUCUCAUUAAGAAGAAAAAUUGAUUUCACGUUUAUCUAUUACUAUACGAUCCAUGCUGGUAAAAAAGCGAACAAAAUGUUUAAUUUUUUAUUGUAUUCAUCUCUGUACAUCAUGAAAAUUGUCGAGAAUGAAACCAAAUGCAAAGCUUAAUAAUUAACUGCCAUCGGGACGAGAUGUCCAUCAUCAUACUUAAUCUAUAAUGUAUUCAAGAAACUUGGCAUUUCAUUUUCUUUUCAUGUAUGAACAAAUGUGUAUGGAAGGUAUGGAAAAAAAAAAGAGACUUAUUUUCAUAUUGUAGUGUCCCAUCAUUUUUUUUUUAUUAUCAUGCAUGCUUUGAAAGACUAGUCGUAGAAUGACAUUAGAGGUUGGGUUCUUAAAGGUUAAUAUUAUUUAGCUUUAUUGUGUGAUCAAGGGCCUGGAACACAAAGGUUUAUAGCGACUGAUGGUACAGUUGAUUUAUGCACAUGGUUGCAUUAAUGAUCAAUGUUAUGAAGGGUAAAAAUCAAACUUACCAUCAAUUGCUAGUCUUUGUGUUACGGGGUCCUCAACCAUGUAUUUCAAAAUGUUGGGAUCACUUCUAAGCCUGUAGAAUCUGAGAAAUGGGGAGAGCAUUGUCUUUUUAUUGCCAGUUAUUUAUAAUCUUUGAACCGACACAAAGGAUAUUGUUUUUUUUUUCCAUAGAAAAUCACUGCUAGGCAUGUAUACAACAUGGCUAGUAUGAUAGUAGAAACUCCUGGACUAAAUGAUUUUGUCUUUAAUGAUGGCAUCUGCUUAAUAAAAGUUCAGCACAUUCUACGAAAUAUAAAGGCUAUGAAAAAUGAAGACGACAUUUUAUGUAUAUUUUCUAUUGCUUUUCAGAAUAAAGUCAAUACUCUUCCAUAUUGGGGUGGGUAUGUUUAUCAUUGUACAGAAGAGAAAAUACAGUGCCAUGGCGAUUCAAGAUA
This is a messenger RNA of Lytechinus pictus (painted urchin), 10051 nucleotides long. RefSeq names its product cortactin-binding protein 2-like. Gene Ontology annotation, molecular function: ATP binding; ATP hydrolysis activity. The record is from RefSeq and is a predicted model, not a curated record. NCBI's taxonomy places the organism in Eukaryota, Metazoa, Echinodermata, Echinoidea, Temnopleuroida, Toxopneustidae. The transcript is spliced from 16 exons. The coding region runs from base 1670 to 3997 and encodes 775 amino acids.